AUGUUGCUGUGGGACAGCAGGGUAGCAGUGGAAAAUAUACGACUAUUGGUCAACCAAGAAAGAACAGGAGAGGUGGAAACCGUGUGGGAUGUGACAGAGAAGAGAAAGAAGUUUUGGGAGAAGCUAGAUGAAGCUGUUGAGUUUAUUCCAAUGGAGGAAAGACUCAUAAUUGGUGCGGAUUUUAACUUACAUGUUGGUGAGGGAAACAGUGCAGAUAAGAAAGUGAAAGGAAAGUAUGGAUAUGGUGCACGUAAUGAUGAGAGUCAAGCCAUUGUAGACUUCGCCUAUCACACAGACACCUUUUAUAGUAAGUGUGAAUCGCUCAAGGUCACAUGCACAAGUGGAGGCAGGCGUACUCAGAUUGAUUACAUCCUGUGCCACAGGGUGUAA
Molecule: messenger RNA, 390 nt
Organism: Penaeus monodon (black tiger shrimp)
Lineage: Eukaryota; Metazoa; Arthropoda; Malacostraca; Decapoda; Penaeidae
Product: craniofacial development protein 2-like
Exons: 2
Coding region: 1-390 (129 amino acids)
Source: RefSeq, a predicted model, not a curated record